AAGACGGUAAGAAAUGUACCACACGCCCCUUUGUUAUCCAUUAUGGUACAAACACACUUGAUAAGAGGAAAACUCUUAUUGCUAGAGAAGUGCUUAUUCGAUGAGAGGGUGAUGGCUAAAAAGGAAAACCGUGACCAUAACUGGUGCUAGUCCAUGAUACACUCGAUUGAAUGUUUCCCUCAUCCUUUAUUUUUAUCCAUAAUUUUAAUUCACUUAUCUCCUUUUCCCUUCUGUUGGAAAUAUUUUUACUUGUCUCUUCACAAUUAAGUUUUCCUUUUUUGAUAUUGGAAAUAGCCUUUUCGAAUUUGUACAAUAUGCAUAACUCAAAGAAUACGCAAAGUUAUUAACAUUUGCGAAAGGUACUGUUUUUGUGUGUAUUGUUUCUUGUAAUGUUUUUUUAAAAUGAUGCUUUUUGUGGACGUUCAUACAUAAAGCUUAUCUUUAUCCGGAAAACUUUUAAAUUCGCGCACGCUCAUCUGAUAAUUACUAUUCACUUUUUCAAUUGUAUGACCUUUUUAGUGAAAACACCCUUUUCUGACCAAUAGUGCUUUUUUAUUGAUAUCAUUUUACUUUCUGUCUCGUUUGAUUGUCUGCGUUAAAGAUUUUCCUUUUCUACCACGCCCUUCCAAGUCAGAGAAUCAUCGAGCGAAAAAAAACUCUCUAUUUAACCCUCAUUAAUUUCAAUGUGAUUAGGCUCUCAACUUAACGGUGGUAGUUUAAGCACAUGCCGUAUUCCUUUUCGUAGAUUUAAGGCUCAAAAGUAAUGUAUUGUGUAAGCGAAAUCUCUUUCCUAUGUCGACGUGCGUGUAAUGGUGAGGUAUUCGCUUUUCUAAUUAACAACUUUUCAUCUCUGUAGUCUGUCAAUGCUCUUUGUUGUGCUUCAUAGUCACUAAGGUCCUUUCUUUUUGUUCGUUUGGCUCGUUUUCUAAUUCAGAACAAUCGUCAUAGCAAGUCGUCAUGUCAAGUUGCAGAUUGUGGCCACAUUCCCUUUUGUCAUAUUUUGAUCAGAAAAAAAGAAUUUUAUUUAUCGAAACUGUUUAGCUACCGUGACCUUUUUUUAUAUAAAAUCGAGGCAUUUAUGUGGUUUACAAACCUAAAGACGAAGAACUGUUUUUGGACAUCUCAACUACAGAUAGCUAAUUCUAUUAUGCUGAUAUAAAUCUCGUGAAAUUGAUUUUUUUUUUUUGAAUUGCAUCUAGUGAUGGGAUUAGUUGGGAAAAGUUGUCACUCUUUGAAAUGAUUUCCCCUACCCCUCUUACGACUAUCUCUAAAUCCCAUGUUAUUAGUCGAUCCCACAAUUAAACUCUCUUUGUCUGCACGUUAAGGCAGCUUGCUCCUUGCUUACCCAGCUGAAGUUUAAUUUCAAUGCUCUGGCAUUUUGAUUCUUCUCGAGCGCGUAAAAACAAUCGAGCAAUAUUCGGAACGUCAGCUCGACUUUCCGACAUAUCCUUAGCUUCCCACAAAGUCCAAUUUGCGUUUAUUGUUUGACCUGAUAUUGUCCUAUGCCUGUGUCUAAGCUGGUUUUAAUAUCUUGCUCUACACUCAAUGAAAUUUUGCUAGGUCAGCUGAGGGGGUAGCUGACAAGACAUUUUGUGUAGUUUAGUGUCCUCAUUGACAUGUUUAUCCGUGUCGAAAAAUAAAGUGUUUUCUUUAGAUUCCUCAGUUCGUUUUGGAAGCCUUGUAUCUUGAAAGCUGUCCCUGUCUUAAAAGAUUCUGGUUGUGAAGUGGCUUGUCCGCGUUUCUAAAUGGAUUAAAAGUGAAUCGUACGAAUAAUUCAUGUCAAAGCGAGUCACAUAACUUUAAAGAGCUUUAAGCACAAUAACAUUUUAAAAGCUUUUAAGUAUGUUUUUUUUUGUUUUGCAUUGAAUAAAAUAAGAGUCAAUUUGGACAAAGUUAAUCCCUUCUCGACUAAAAAGAACCACUUUACCAAGUCUGUUCCUACCGUAAACAAUUAUCCUCAGCAGCCUUUAUUUAUGCGUCCAUUAACUUUGGCUAUUUUUGGUUCCAUGCAUCUUUAUUUCUAGUAAUCUCAACAAAUGUAUACCGCUUUUAUAGAAAUUUUUAAUAAAACGGUUAAAUCUAUAUGAGUUCAAAUCAGCCGGUAGUAAAUUUGAGGCGUAUUCCGAACAGCCCCAUGUCGAGUCUUUUACCUUCCCUUCAAACUCCAAACUCUUUUUAUUGUGACGUCUUCGUGUGUUCAUUGCUAUAUAGGUUUUAAAUAACUAGAUUGCUUUUUCGUCUCUAAGAACUAUUAAACCGAACUUAUAAUUUGUAGUUGUCGUCAGCAAGGUCGUUCAGUUGAUUUAUGGGGCGGAAUAUGCUCUCUUUGAGUCUUUUUCUUUUAAAAGUUUGAUAAUGUUGAACCAUUCAUUAGAUAAAUUUAGAAAAAAAAAAGUGUAUGCGACACUUAGAGUUAAGUUUUUACUGAGAUCUCUCUUUCCUCUACCUAAAAAAGCACUCACCAAAAACCCUACGAAAACUCAAAACUACUUCAAAAUGUAUGUAAUUUUUUAAGCAAGUUGCGAAGUUCUCGCUCUCAAAACUAGUUUAAUCAAAACAUGAUAAGGAGUUCGCCGUUUUAUUUGCUUUACUUUAAUAAAUUAGUUUUUGUAACAAAAUUUUACUUCUUUGUAAAAGAUUCUAAAGAUAAGAUUAUUUGUUGAUAUUUUAGACUAGAAAGUCGAUUUAAUCAACCUCGUUUAUUUUGUUAGUAUUUUUCUCAGCACUGUAUAAAUUCCACAGAAAAAAAAAUGGAAACUCUCAGUUUUCUAUUGGAAAAUGAAGACAAUAAAAACACAGUCCUAUUUUAAAUGAACACGAACAAUAAAGAUACAAAAGGAUCUGCUUCGCUUUUUACUACAAACAUUAAAAAAUGUGAUCAUUUUGGAGCAUUUUUUCCGUCUGCAAACACGGCACAAGCGAAACCCUCGAAAGCGCGCCAGAAACCGUUUUGUUUCCCAAGGUAAAUGUUUUCUCGAGUUGGCUAAGCCGGUGUUUGCUCAUAUUGUCAUGGUCUGCUGAUUUGACUCGUUUAAUCUGCAAACUCACCGACCCAUAGCAUUAUUUUAUUAAACGUUUUAUUUCCAAUAACUACAAAAGUUCGAUUUUAAUCACAGAGUCUUUGUUCGCUUGCUUCAGACCCAGUGCUUUGGCGGGCUACAAGUGACGUCACUGCGGCCUCGACAUCUAUUUCGCGCGGCCAAUUAGGUCUUAACUUAAGGAGUUUUAUAGUAGAUGUCGAUUAAUCUAAGAGGUUCUCUGUCAUAAAUGAGUCACAUUUGCUAUUAUUGGUGUUUUAUUGAGGUCUAUUGGUGAUGAUAAUGGUGGAUUUAUUGGUGUAUUUGGUCCCCACCGGAGAUGUUAUACACAGCUUUCAGAUCCGGUUAUUGAGAGGGAGAGAGCAUCACCGGUCAAUUCCUCGCAUGUAAUGAACAUUGAAUAACUCAAACUGCUCUGACAUUUCCGUAACAUCUCCCUCUAUGCUCGCCCUGAGGGCAAGUCAUUGAUAUUUCCUCUCAAACAUACAUAAACUCUCUUUGACAUUGGCGUGUUUUGCUUGUACAGUACACGGCGACUUUUCAGUGUUUGUAUAAGAACACCAUCGUGUUUGCUAUUAUUGCGCAUGUCGUUUGCGAGCAAUUUCUCGUGCCAGCAUAUGCUAAUCAACACAUUUUUAAUAACUUUCUCGUCAUCACGGAGCCGAUUUUUCUUUGAGGUCUUCGGCAACAUCCCAGCUUGUUAAUCUUUCCCUCAACAAUUAUCCGAUUUAAGCAAUCCCAAGCUAUUCGUGCUAACCACUUAACCCACAAAUCGUAACCUGCUGAAUUGAUCGUCUUAUUGGGAUUUCACGCCCGCCGAUAGCUCUUCUCACCUUUUUCAAUCUGACAUAAGGAGCUCGACACCUGAGAGUGGCAAAUUACAAGAUUCGUCAAAUGCGUACGAAAAUUCGCACGAAAACCUUGGGGGCUCGCAGGGCCAACCCAAGUUCCAAUUGCUGAGCCUUGCCGGCUGUUCGUUUACCGCUACUGUUUGCGUUUGAUUUAUUGCUUUUUAAGACCGCUAAAUUAUUCGCAAUAACUUGCGUUAUUAAGAUAAGUAUUCAAACUAGCCCCUCGGGUCGAACGCGCGUAAACCCGUGCCCGCUAGUCGAAUCGAGCACCAACCCCUCGUGCUGGUUUCGAGCUAGUCUAAACCACCUGACGAUACCUUAUUAGAUGUGCCCUCUCCCGUGGAUACAAUCAAGUGAGCAUUCUAGCGAGAAAGCUCAAUAUCGGGUGCAAUAAAGCGCUAGCGGUGGGCGGUCGUUGUUUAGAGAAUUUAAUAACAUAAGCAAACUGCAAGGCUUUGGCUCAGGCGCGCUCAAUGUUUGAGCUUCAAAACGAGCGCCAUUCAAGUAGAAAGAUUAUGCGGAUAAACCACGAGUUCGGUGAUCGAGAAGGAUUCGCGUUUGAAGAGCACGAAAAUGUACUGAUUCCACUUGAGAUUGAUAUCAUUUGAUUAAGAGAGGUUUAUUAGAGGGGCUCUUGAAUGGCGUGCUGAAAUUACCUCCCCCUCUUAUGAAGGUCGGUUUGUGUCUUUGUUACGGAGAUUAAUAAGCUCUGACAAGUUCAAUUGGUCCGACUAUACAACCUUAAUACCUCGAACCGGAACAACUCCACCGCUGAAAACACUGACCACAAACGAGCUCGCUCAUAUCAAUGCUGACAAGUCACCAGUCGUUCACACGGAUGUGUCUCGUGCUAUGGCCUGCUUCUCUGGCCGCUACAACACGAACAUGAAGCACUUUGUGAGUAACAUAGUCCACCGACGGAAGAGCGAGACUUACCAAGCCAUCGCUAACGUCUGCCGUGUCGUCCCCGAGGUACUCAAGCAUGUGGAAGCGCUCGAGCCUAGGUUUAUCUCAUCUUUGAAGCAGCUUGACGGAAGAUACCUCGGCCUGUAUGUUGUCUCUCCAAAGCGGUUUGAAGUAUGUUUAUACUUGAAUCAGAUGGGAGUCUUCAACUUCAUAGAUGACGGUUGUCCGUCCGGCUGCGCUAUGCUCAAACUAAGUGACGAACGCAAACGGUCCAUGUCUCUGUGGACAGAGUUUAUCACGGCUUCAGGCUACUUAUCGGCUCGCAAAAUGCGAUCACGGUUCACGUCUCUGGUCGGUGAGGCGAUACGUCGCGGGAAUCUACAGAGUCAAGUACAGAUGGUCGGCGCGAACUCCCAUUCCACCGUACUCUCCAUCAAUGACACUUACACCGUUGAGCUUAUCCCGGCAUUCCGCUGUGGCGCUAUUUGGCCGCAGAACACAUGCUCGUGGCCGUCGCCGGACUCAUAUUGGCCCAGCCAGGCUGCCGUGGCUAACAUCAAACUGCGCGGGUUUAACCUCCUGGCCAAGGAUCCUUACCCCUCUGUCAAACCAGUGAACACGGAGGGAGACGCGUGGGUCUUGUCUUUUACUGACUCCGAGGAGCUGCUCUUGGCGGGAGGUUGCCGCAGACUGUGUGUUAGCAUGCUAAAGGCUCUUUGCGACAAGCAUUUGAACGUUCCAGGGGACUGUAUAGAGUACAUACACCUUAAGAAUCUAGUCUUGUAUGAAUGCGAGAAGCACCCAAGGGACUUCGAGUGGUUUGACGAGGCUUUAUUUCAUCGCAUAAAUGGGAUUCUCUUGCAGUUAGUCUCGUGUUUGCAGUGUAGAAAAUGCCCGCACUUUUUUCUUAAAGGCGUAGAAUUAUUUGCAGGAAAGUCAAGGACUGUCUUGGACCAGGCGGCAAAACAAGUUUGGAAUUUAGCAAGGGACUUGGCGACGAAUCCAUCUAGCUUUGAGGCGACAUAGAAAUACUCGUUCCAUCAUUAUCCCAAGCCAGCUAUAAAACACCACGAAAAAUUAAAAAUUAUCCUUUCUGUCCAGGACCCAGAGUUUAGCCUUGAACAAACAACGAGAUUAUGUCUCUUUAAGGCAAAUACAUAAUCCCUCUCUAAGGCAAAUUCUUGUUGGUCUGAAAUUUCUCUCUUUUUCAUGUUAUGUUUGAGUCACGCCUAGCAAAUGUACUCAACUAUAAAAAUUUUCUUACUGUAAUUAUUAACCUUAAAUGAAGUUUAGACCAAGUCUAAGAAGCAAUUCCCCAAAAGAUUAAGAGGAUUAUAUUUAUUAUGGAUUAUUAUCUAAGCGUUGUGCUUUUUCAAGGAAAUCAUUUUUCAAUUUCAGCCAGAACAGGCACCUGUGAGGGAAAAGUGUAAUUUUAUUUUUAUUUAUUAUUGUAAAAACUUAAGUUAUUCUCCUUUAAUGUAGGUUUGUUAUAUAAAUGUUGAAUUUGCCAUGAAGAAUGGCUUUUUUUCUCUGAAUUUGGGCUUAUUUCAGUUUAAAAUGCGUUUUCACCUUUUGCUGUCCUGGCGAGCAGAUGUGGUCGGGGCGGUGGUCUCAUAUACGAGUUAAUAAUGAAGCCCUUAUCCGAUUCAAGCUGAUUUAGACAACUAAGAGCUAUUAUAGCUAUUACAAUUACUUGGGUUAGUGAUGCCUUUUAGAAAAUUGCAUUAGUUUUUUUCUCUAACAAAAGAACUUGUUCUAGAUCCUUCGACGCUAAGUUUUGAUUUCUUCCUCAGAAGCACUCUAUUUUACGUUGAUUCGCCACAAUAUCUUUAACUUUAACUGGCUUUUUAUGUACAGUACGGUGUAUUUUAUUGGAAAACAAAAUUAGUUGUACUUCAUACUUUAUUUUGGGUAGAUCCAAAAAAAUCUAGAAACCCGUAUUUCUCCCGUUUUUAUCUUUUAAAUAGUUAAACAUCACCUCAGCAUCAUUGAACUACCCUCAUAGUCCUAUGGCACACGUUUGACUCAGUUGUUAUAAGUCGAACAAUCACUUUUCUUGUCAACACCAUGUAUGAUUUUGAAUGUGAUUAUAUUCCUACGCUUGCAAUAAAUGAACAAUUCUUUAUA
Messenger RNA from Nematostella vectensis (starlet sea anemone), 6922 nucleotides. RefSeq names its product protein mab-21-like 2. NCBI's taxonomy places the organism in Eukaryota, Metazoa, Cnidaria, Anthozoa, Actiniaria, Edwardsiidae. The record is from RefSeq and is a predicted model, not a curated record. Bases 4742 to 5821 code for a protein of 359 amino acids. The transcript has a single exon.